CAGCCGGAGGCAAAAGAUUCUGAUGAAGAAGGAAGUGCUGCUCACUGUCAGAGGUGAUAAGGUGGAGGUGGAUUCAGGGGUGGAGUCUGUCCAGCUGAUCUGCAAAACCACAGUUUUCCUGCCUAAAGACGCUAAAGUGGAGUGGAAGGACAUGAAAAACAGGAAGGUCCACGUGUAUGAGAACGGCUCUGACCAGCCUGAAGAACAGGAGCAGGAUUACAGAGGCCGAACGAAGAUGAAUGAAGACCUGCUGAAAACUGGAGACCUCAGUCUGACCCUGAAACACCCCACAGAGAGCGACACAAACACCUACACUUGUACCCUCUACAAUCAGCAGGGAAACAUCCUGAUGAAGAAGGAAGUGCUGCUCAUUGUCAGAGUUCACAAGGUGGAGGUGGAUUCAGGCAGGGAGUCAGUCCAGCUGCCCUGCAAAACCUUAGUUCAAGUGUCUAAAGACAUUAAGGUGGUGUGGAAGGACAAAUACGGAAAGGUCCACGUGUAUGAGAACGGCUCUGACCAGCCUGAAGAACAGGAGCAGGAUUACAGAGACCGAACGAAGAUGAAAAAAGACCUGCUGAAAACUGGAGACCUCAGUCUGACCCUGAAAUACCCCACAGAGAGAGACAACUCCACCUACACCUGCACCGUCUACAGCAGGGAGGGAAACAUCCUGAUGAAGAAGGAAGUGGAGCUGAAAGUCAGAGUCCAAAAACUGGAGGUGGAUUCAGGGGUGGAGUCUGUCCAGCUGCCUUUCAAAGCCACAGGAAACCUGCCUGAAGACACUAAAGUGGAGUGGAAGGGUAAAUACGGAAAGGUCCACGUGUAUGAGAACGGCUCUGACCAGCCUGAAGAACAGGAGCAGGCUUACAGAGACCGAACGAAGAUGAACGAAGACCUGCUGAAAACUGGAGACCUCAGUCUGACCCUGAAACACCCCACAGAUGGAGACACACAAGUCUACACCUGCACCGUCUACAGCAGGGAGGGAAACAUCCUGAUGAAGAAGGAAGUGCAGCUGAAAGGUUAUGGGGGGUUGGAGACCAUCCAGCUACCACAGAGCGGACAGGUCACCUAA
Pundamilia nyererei is the source of this 1075-nucleotide messenger RNA. RefSeq lists its product as uncharacterized. The record is from RefSeq and is a predicted model, not a curated record. Bases 23 to 1075 code for a protein of 350 amino acids. Gene Ontology annotation, biological process: negative regulation of T cell proliferation; cell surface receptor signaling pathway; cellular response to lipopolysaccharide. The transcript is spliced from 5 exons. Gene Ontology annotation, cellular component: external side of plasma membrane. NCBI's taxonomy places the organism in Eukaryota, Metazoa, Chordata, Actinopteri, Cichliformes, Cichlidae.